CAGACACCUUCAUCUUCCAACUGCACAAACCUCUCCUUGUCUAACAAAAACUUUUCCAAAAAAGCAAAGAAAUUUCUGAAGCUCUGUUACCAUUUUUGCAUUGCCAACAUUGAAGCUCUCUCUCUCUCUCUCUCUCUGAAUUGAAAACCAAAGGAGAAGCAGAGCUCUGCAUCAAAACUCAAACAUGACUUUCGCAAAGCUCGAUGAUUCGCCAAUGUUCCGCCAGCAGUUGCAAGGCUUGGAAGAGGGGGCAGAGGCAUUGAGGGGAAGGUGUUCUAAGUUUUACAAAGGAUGUCGAAAGUACACAGAAGGGCUUGGAGAAGCAUACGAUGGGGAAAUUGCUUUUGUAACUGCCCUUGAAACUUUUGGGGGAGGGCAUGGUGAUCCUAUUUUUUCAGCAAUGGGGGGCCAUAUCAUGACGAAUUUCACAAUUGCAUUGAGAGAAAUCGGAACAUACAAGGAAGUUUUGCGGUCACAGGUAGAGCACAUGCUAAAUGAUAGGCUGCUGCAAUUUGUAAAUGUUGACCUCCAAGAUCUCAAGGAAGUCAGAAAGCGUUUCGACAAGGCUUCAUUAAUAUAUGAUCAGGCACGUGAGAAGUUUCUGUCAUUGAGGAAGAGCACUAGGCUGGAUAUAGCUGCUAGUAUAGAGGAGGAACUGAAUAAUGCAAGAUCCUCAUUUGAGCAAGCCCGCUUCAACCUGGUUACUGCUCUCUCUGAUAUUGAGGCGAAAAAGAAGUUUGAGUUUCAGGAAGCUGUUAGUGGGGUGAUGGAUGCUCAUCUUCGUUACUUCAAACAGGGAUAUGAGCUACUACACACAAUGGAACCCUAUAUUCAUCAGGUUUUGGAGUAUGCACAACAUACGAGAGAAAGUGCCAACCAGGAACAGAUAUCGCUUAAUGAAAGAAUAAUAGAGUACAGAAGGCAGAUUGAUAGGGAAAGUAGGCAGUCCUUACGUGGUGUUCAUGGUUGUUUUAGCGGAGAUGGUAUGCAGACUUUGGCUAGAAGAUCAAAUAAACUGAUAGAGGAAGUGAUGCAAUCUGCUGCAAAGGGGAAGAUUCAAACCAUUCGUCAAGGAUAUCUCUCAAAACGGUCCUCCAAUUUGAGAGGCGACUGGAAAAGAAGGUAUUUCAUUCUUGAUAGUCGAGGGAUGCUGUAUUACUAUCGCAAACCAUGGAACCGGUCAUCUUCUUCUCCGCAGAAGAAUAAUUCCACCGACUAUGGCUCUGGGAUUUUGAGUCGAUGGCUUUCUUCCCACUAUCAUGGUGGUGUACAUGAUGAAAAAUCCGUUGCACGUCACACUGUGAACUUGCUGACAUCAACAAUUAAGGUUGAUGCAGACCAGACAGACUUAAGAUUCUGCUUCAGGAUUAUAUCACCUUUAAAAAUUUACACUUUGCAGGCAGAGAAUGCACUCGACCAAAUGGAUUGGAUUGAGAAAAUCACUGGAGUAAUUUCUUCAUUAUUGAGUUUCCAGGCACCUGAGAGGCGUCUGUUAGCUAGCUCUAUGGGUAGCGACGAUCAUUUCUCUGCAAGCGAGAGCAAUUCAUUAGAAAGUUAUCGUGAUGUUGAUCAGACAGCUAUUCAGGACCAGUCACCAAAAAUCUUCACUAAUAAUUAUUUGCGUACCUAUAGAAGUUUGCAACCGCAUAAGCCGAGUGUGAAAACUGAGAAGCCAAUUGAGAUAUUGAGAAGAGUACGUGGUAAUGACAAGUGUGCUGAUUGUGGGGCACCUGACCCAGAUUGGGCAUCCUUAAACCUUGGUAUUCUUAUUUGCAUUGAAUGUUCUGGUGUUCAUCGCAAUCUUGGUGUACAUGUAUCAAAGGUUAGAUCACUGACACUUGAUGUGAAAGUAUGGGAACCGUCUGUCUUAAUCUUGUUUCAAUCACUGGGGAAUACUUAUGCAAACUCGAUUUGGGAGGAGAUGUUGCCUUCAAAAAGUACUUCACAGGCUGAUGAUAUUCUUACUGGUUUUUUCAAGUCUGAUAGAAAUUCAAAUGAUCAAUCUCUUAUGACAAAGCCCUGUUAUGAUGAUCUGAUUUCAGUAAAGGAGAGAUUUAUUCAAGCAAAGUAUGCAGAAAAACGUUUUGUUCGCCCCGGAAAGAUCAGUCAGAAACUCCACCCUGUGGAGCAACAGUUGUGGAAAAGUGUCUGUACUAAUGACAAGCAAGCUGUUUACCGCAAUAUUGUCAGCUUUGAAGCUGAUAUUAAUGCUGUAUGUGGGAAAGCAUUAUGUGGUAUGCCCUUAGAAUCUCGAAAUGUUACGAAGUGGAUGAGUAUAAAAGACUUGAUAUCAAUUGAUUGGUUUGCAGAUAAUUCAAUAGACAAGCCUUCCUCAAGUAAUUCAAAUUUAUCAAGUAGAAGUGAAGAUCGCCUCAUAGAAAACAUCCCUGAGGGUUGUUCCCUGCUUCACCUGGCCUGCCAAAUUGCUGAUAUUGGCAUGGUGGAGUUACUUUUACAGUAUGGUGCAAAUAUAAAUGCUUCUGAUUCAAAAGGCCAAACUCCACUCCAUUAUUGUGUUAUGAGAGGGAAUCCUGCUAUUACAAAGAUGCUUCUCAUGAGAGGAGCAGAUCCUCAAGCCACUGACAGAGAAGGUAAAACACCAUGUAAGCUUGUAUCAGAGUCAGCCUUGAAUGACAAUGGGAUGCUUUCUAUGCUGACAAACUCAGGCAGAUGAUGGUUCAAAUGAGAGGAGAAAUUAUAUAUAGCGUAAGGAACUUGAGUACAGAUUAAAAAUAUGGGAUUAAUCCCUCUUCAUAGAUGUAGAUUAGUUCAGUUUUGUGGCUUGAGGUAAACAUAGGAAAUUUGAUUUGUUUUUACGUUUUCUUCAUUUGCUUUCCUGUAUAGAAUUUUAGGAGGUUAGUAGCAAAUUCUUCUGUUGGUGUAUAUACGAUUUCAAAUGCAUUUCUGCCAGGGAAAAGAACCAGUGCGUGCAAAAAAUAUGUGAGGUUGAAUUUGGGUUGUAAAGUUAA
Molecule: messenger RNA, 2969 nt
Organism: Rosa chinensis
Lineage: Eukaryota; Viridiplantae; Streptophyta; Magnoliopsida; Rosales; Rosaceae
Product: ADP-ribosylation factor GTPase-activating protein AGD1-like
Cellular component (GO): cytoplasm
Molecular function (GO): GTPase activator activity; protein binding
Source: RefSeq, a predicted model, not a curated record